Messenger RNA from Trichophyton verrucosum HKI 0517, 210 nucleotides. RefSeq lists its product as uncharacterized. The record is from RefSeq and is a predicted model, not a curated record. NCBI's taxonomy places the organism in Eukaryota, Fungi, Ascomycota, Eurotiomycetes, Onygenales, Arthrodermataceae. The annotation marks the transcript as partial. The transcript has a single exon. Gene Ontology annotation, molecular function: protein binding.
AAAUCGGAAAAGAUGACUGGCCAUGGUCAUUCUUCGUCUCUUUCUGUCGGAAAUAUGGGAACUUCGAUGUGGAAUUCCCGGCUGCCGUUUGAGCUUCCAGAGGAGAUUUGCUCCUAUCUUGGUACGCAUGAUCUUCAUUCUCUCAAGUCAACAUGCAAUGCAUUCUCUGGGUUGCAUAUAUUCUGGAAAGAAGAAUUGAUCAACACUUGA